AUGGAGUACGAUUCUUUAGGUGAAAGGUUCAAACAUAGAGCAAUUUCCAAGGUAGAUCAUUGCAAUCAUUUUAUUCACAAGUUUUGCAAAAGACAAAUUGUUAUCAAGACUAUGAUAGUUCUAAAUUUUAUCCUAUUAUUUGUAUUGUACCUGUAUCAUCAAGGAAUCACAUAUGCUUUACCUUUCGCUAUAAAGGAUGUCAAUAUUGAUGAUUCAUUUAAUGAUUCUACUGUUACAUUUGAAACCAUUGAAAGUAAUAGAAAGCAAUUACAAAAACUAAUAAACAGUCGUGAAAAUAAGGAAAUAUUUUUACAAUUACAGAACUCAGGUAGCGCAUAUUACGAUCCAACUACUAAUACAGUGGGGACAGCUGAAUUUCCAACAUAUAAUCAAUAUCAGAGACAAGCAUAUGUAUCAAAUGGAUAUAUUGGUAGCCGCAUUCCCAAUUUGGGACAAGGGUUUACUUUUGAUCAAUUGAGUGAUUCACCGGAUGCUGUUGAAGAUGACUUAUCAAACGGCUGGCCGUUAUUUAAUGAACGUUUCUCGGGUAGUUUUAUAGGUGGGUUUUAUGAUAUUCAGAAAAAUACAACUGAAACAAACUUCCCUGAAUUGAUUAAAAAGGGUUACGAAAGUAUUUUAUCGGCUGUUCCACAAUGGACUACAUUAACAUUGUCCACGGUUAAAAAUGGCAAAACUUUUUCUUUAGAUCCAUCACUCUCAAGAGAUGCACAAGGCGAUAUUUCCAAUUAUGCUCAGAAUUUAUCUCUAAGUAACGGCAUUGUGACUACAGAGUUUACUUGGUUAGAUUCUCUCCAAGUUCAUAUUGAGGUUGUAGCACAUAGAUCCAACAUAAAUCUCGGUAUCGUAAAUUUGAGGAUUGUUAAUCUUGGCAAUUCCACAGUUGACUUAAAGGUUGAGGACAAGUUAGAGUUUGCUUCUACACAGAGAUGUCAGCUAACUGAAGUAGGUCACGAUGAUGAGGGUAUUUUUAUUCAUUUUCAGCCAAAUGAAAUAGAUUAUGUUAAUGGUGCUAUCUAUUCCACAUUGAAGUAUGAUGAAAAAUCCUUAAAUUCAAUAAGUCGAGACUCCAAAAAUGAUACUUCAACUCAGGAAUUAGAUAUUUCUGUUGAGCCUUCGAAAUCUUUUAAAAUUUCUAAGAUGGUGGGGAUCGUUUCUUCCGAUUUAGAUCCAGAAAAGUACAAGACAUCUAGUUCUGUAAAUGAUUUUGCAAAACAAGUUGCAACUAAACAAGCAGAUUCUGUUUCCGACCUCAUCAAGUCACAUAAAACGGAAUGGGAUCGAACAUUUGAAUCCUCAAACUCAAUAACGUUCCCUGGUGAUUCAUUAUUAACAUUGGCAUCGAGAGCGUCGAUCUAUCAUUUAAAUGCAAAUACAAGACCUGGAGCGCGAGGUGUCACAGCAGCAUUGCCAGUUGGAGGUUUAUCGUCGGAUUCAUAUGGUGGAAUGGUCUUUUGGGAUACAGACUUAUGGAUGCUUAAUGGCUUGUUACCUUUCAAUCCUGAUCAUGCUAAGAGUAUUGUUAAUUAUAGAAUUCAUACUCAUGAGCAAGCAAAGAAAAAUGUUCCAGAUAAUAAAGGCGGAGCUGUAUAUUCUUGGACAAGUGGUAGGUUUGGUAAUUGUACUUCAACUGGCCCAUGUAUGGAUUAUGAGUAUCAUAUUAACAUUGCAGUUGCAAUGGCUGCAUGGGAAGUUUACUUAAGUGGUGCCGCUGAUGAUGAUUACUUAGAUUCUGUUGCUUAUCCAUUGAUUAAUGAUGCAGCUACUUUCUUAGCCAAUUACGUUGAGUACAAUGAUUCACUUGCUCAAUAUGUAACUCAUAAUAUGACAGAUCCAGAUGAAUAUGCUAACCACGUUGAUAAUGCCGCAUACACGAAUGCAGGGAUAUCGUUACUUAUGAAGUGGGCAAUUACAAUCUCAAAUCAUUUGGGAAAGUCUGUUCCCACUAAAUAUACGGAUAUUGCUGGUAGCAUGCAUAUACCUACUUCAGAUAAUGCGGAUAAUAUCACCCUAGAAUAUUCUGGUAUGAAUUCAUCUGUUGGAAUUAAACAAGCGGAUGUCAUUAUGAUGACCUAUCCACUAGGUAAUGAAUUAAUAUCUGAUGAUCAGGCCUACACUAAUAUGGAAUUUUAUUCAAUGAAACAAGUAAGUUACGGGCCUGCUAUGACAUUUCCGAUAUUUUCGAUUGUUGCUUCUAAUUUGUCCCCUUCUGGCUGUGCUUCACAAUCGUAUUUACAUAAAGCUGUUCAACCAUUUUUAAGAGGCCCAUUUGCCCAAUUUUCUGAACAAAACAAUGAUAAUUUCUUAACCAAUGGUGGAACACACCCUGCAUUCCCGUUUAUGACGGCACAUGGUGGAUUUUUGCAAGCAAUUUUACAAGGAUUAACCGGUUUGAGGUUUGAUUAUAAUAUUGAUGACACAAACAAAUUAUCGAGAAUGUUAACUCUUGACCCAAUUUCUUUACCUUGUUUAGGAAAUGGUGUUCAGUUCGACAGUAUAAAGUAUAUGAACAAGACCUUAUCGUUGGCCAUAAAUGAAACUUCCUUUAUAGUCAAGAACAAUGGACCGAUAACAGGUAGCAAAGACGACUCCCCGAUCAAAAUCUCCCUAGCCAAAAGAAACCCGAAGGCUGGAGUUUAUACCUUGAAAAAAGGUGAAGAGUUAGUAUUCCCACUUUUCGAGCCAGAGGCUGGCUCUCCAUUGAGUGUAUCAGAAUGUGCUUCGGCAAAAUUUAUCAAUAUCACUGAAAGUGCAUAUGGUGAUGCUACUGUACUGGUCAAUGAUGGCGAUAAUACUACACAUUGGCAACUGAAAUAUAAUGACACAACUGCGAAACUUUUAGUAGAUCUUAAGCAACCGAGGAAUAUAACUAGCGGCGUAAUAAAUUGGGGAGACAGGCCGCCAAAGAGUUGGUCUUUGCUUGCAUAUGGGUCUCAUGAACAAUCUAAAAUAAAAGACCUAAAUGAUAACAUUGACUUCCUCAGUAAAGUUAAUUUUGGUAAUAAUUUAUACAAGAAGUACGAAUUCAUGGAUGUGGAUAUGGUUUAUGAUCAGGAUGAUGUUUUUACUACCAUAAUCUCGGAAAGUGUUGAUAUAUCUGCUCCAUAUGAUCCAAAGGAAUCAGCGCAAAUUGAAAUUCCCCUGAGGCAUAACACCACUUCCUUUGCAGUGGAACAAGGUUUGAAUGCAAGAUUUUUGCUAAUAGAAGUAACUGAUAUUCAUGAUACAGAACCUAUUGAUGAUGAAACGGGAGGAGCUAAACUCUACGAAGUUGAGUUUUUUGAGUGA
Messenger RNA from Debaryomyces fabryi, 3306 nucleotides. RefSeq names its product alpha,alpha-trehalase (gene ATC1). Gene Ontology annotation, cellular component: fungal-type cell wall. NCBI's taxonomy places the organism in Eukaryota, Fungi, Ascomycota, Pichiomycetes, Serinales, Debaryomycetaceae. Gene Ontology annotation, biological process: trehalose catabolic process. Gene Ontology annotation, molecular function: alpha,alpha-trehalase activity; carbohydrate binding. The transcript has a single exon. Bases 1 to 3306 code for a protein of 1101 amino acids. The record is from RefSeq and is a predicted model, not a curated record.